Molecule: messenger RNA, 1513 nt
Organism: Dunckerocampus dactyliophorus (ringed pipefish)
Lineage: Eukaryota; Metazoa; Chordata; Actinopteri; Syngnathiformes; Syngnathidae
Exons: 4
Coding region: 122-775 (217 amino acids)
Source: RefSeq, a predicted model, not a curated record
CGCAAGGGCGUAAAGCAAGACGUAGAUAAGCUAAGCUAAGCUAAGGAGCUGAGCCGCCAGUGGAUUCUUGUUCUGCUUUGAUGGAAGCUGACGUUGCGCACAUGCAGCAUCUACGGCUACCAUGUGGUGUCGCUGGAUGCCCUUUAUCGUGGUCUUGGUUUCCACGGCGACCCCAACAAUCUGCCAAAGUGGGGACGGUGAUUACGGAUCAGGCUUUGACGUUUACCCCCCCAUAACGGCCACCCAUGGACCAUUGCAAUCCGUCGCUGAUGAGCCUGCCGGGGUGACAAACAAGCCAGCCUCCGCCGACGUGUCCGCUCUGCCCCCACAAGAGGAGACAUGCGCAGUCCACUUCGCCACCGGGGGCGUUUCGGCCCGAAGGCUGAAGGCCCAGAAAGAGGAGCUGGCUUACCUGCAGGCCCUCCAGCACGCCAACGAGGCGGUGAUGGAGAACCUGGUGCAGUACGUCGGGGCCGAGCUGGGAGACCAGAGCUACGAGGAGGUGAUCCGAGCCAACAUGGUGGGCAUCCGGGAGGACCACAAGAGCUGCCAGGAGGUGACGGAGAAGGCCGAGCGAGACCUGGAGAAGCAGCUGGAGGGCGAGGUGCUGGACACCCUCGCUGGCAUGCAGAAGAUCCGUGACGGGUCGCUGGCCUUUGAGGACAUGCUUCGGGCGGCGUCCGACGCGGCCGGGCGCCUGGAGAGCUCGUCACAGGCCCUUCAUGCGUCCUUCACCAAGCAGCCGAGAGACACGGUCUCCUCCAGAGGAAGCUGAGGACGGUCCAUCUGCUUCCGGGGUUGCAAGGACGCUGGGCUACGCUGACUGUGACUCGUGUCAUUCAACUUCACCGCAACGUUAACUGCAGGUCAUUUUAAAGGACUCCAGAAGAUGUCUUAGGGGGUACAUUUGUAAAUGCACCAUUUCAGCAGGUACCUGUCGUAUCACCUGCUCAUCGUAAAGACAGCUGGUUCUCACGUGUUGGUUAUUUAGCCGCUGGAGAGCAACAUUCACAACAUUAGGAACACACCUCAGUGCAGUCAAUCGAUGGAUGGAUGAGAAUAUUCACAGGCACACCUCCGUGCCAUUCCUCUCUGCAAGGGAUUAGGGACAGAAAGCCAAUGUCAUAUGGAAGCCCGUUUCCGACACUGAAGCAAUAUCAAUAUUCCUCUGGUAAAUCAUAAUUAGGAGAUUAAAAGUAGAAAUUAGGAGAUGAAAAGUUACAAUUAUCAGACAGGAAAAAGUCAGAAUUAUGAGAUAGGAAAGUCCUAACUAUGAGAAGUCAAAAUUCGACAUUUUAUCUCCUAAUUUCGACUUUCCAUGUGACAAUCCUGACUUUCAUUGGGAUGUCCUUUUUCGUUCAGUGGCGGAAACUUUUUUUCUUGCAGUUUCAUUGAUCAUUCAUUCCUGUUAUUUCAGCUCUGCUCUGGCAAGAUGGCGACGCCAUCCUCCGAAAACGUUCUUCUCGAGUCCCCCAUUAAUAACGGUAUAUGCAGCGCGUGUACAGGAUGAGAU